UGUUUGGGGCAUAUGGGUCGCUCGGCAAGUGGGGCAGAGUAAGGUGGACAUGUUUGUGGUUACGCUUGUUAGCUGCAUAGUUUGGAUGAUGUACGGGCUUGCUGAUCCUCCCACACUCCCAUUUGUGAUUCUCAACGCUGUCGGCAUUGGAAUCGAGCUUCUGUACCUUGGACUCUUCCUUUGUUUCUCUGAACCCUGGGGCCGAAUUAAGAUUACUAUUUCGCUGGCGCUGAUCGCUGGCGCUUCUGCCAUAGCCGCUCCUUGCGUUUUUUCAUUUACAUCGGAUCCGCAGCUUGUCUUUGGCAUCAUUGGCGACGGCGUGAGCAUCGUUAUGUAUGGUGGGCCGCUGCGCGAAGUGAUUUCCGUGUGGCGGGGGAACAACGUGGGGAACAUGUCUCUGUUGGUGGCCGGGGCUUUGUUCCUCAACGGCAUCUCCUGGACGGCGUAUGGUCACUUGGCUGAGAACUUAUAUUUCACAGUGCCGGGCUACUUUGGGAUCGCUUUUGGGGCAGUGCAGAUAUUGGUGUGGGUUAUAGUGAGGUUCAUUUACCAUGGUUGAGACACUAUCUGAAAAAAGGAGAAGACAUGCUAGUAGUUGAGUGGUUGAACUUUUGAAACUGGUGUGUGUUGCUUCUUGAGCAGGAUGGGUUUUUAAGUUUGUAAGGGCUGUUGCCCGGAUCUGGCUGUGUGUGUGUGUGUGUUCUGUUUGCCUCAUCAAUAAAAAUGGGGCGGGGGGUAAACCCCUAUCUUUUAAAAAAAGACUGUGUACUCGAUAUGCUCAACAUAGCAUGCCUGUUUGGUUUGUAAGGGGAGACGUGGCUUUCAAAAGUAUUUGCUGUGCAUCGCACAAUAUUUGUAAUGUAAUCUGUCUACUUGACCAUGGUAUGGUAAUAUAAUCUGUCUGUUUGAUC
This is a messenger RNA of Aegilops tauschii subsp. strangulata, 911 nucleotides long. Lineage: Eukaryota; Viridiplantae; Streptophyta; Magnoliopsida; Poales; Poaceae. The record is from RefSeq and is a predicted model, not a curated record.